GGCACCUGCCAGACGGGCAGAGGAAAGCAGACAAGGUGGUCUCGAAAGAAAGGGCCAUGCUUGGCUUGAAGACACUUCCGUUUCUGUUCUUACUCCACACGCAGCUUGCCAAGGCCCUUCCAAUACCACCUGAAGUCCUGGAAGAGAAAAAUGCAAAAAUUGUUGAGAAUUACCUACAAAAAUUCUACCACUUACCAAGCAACCAAUAUCGGUCUGCAUGGAGUAACAGUGCAAUGGUUGCGGAGAAGCUUAAGGAAAUGCAGCGCUUCUUUGGCUUGAACGAGACGGGGGAGGCAGAUGCAGCUACUCUGGAGAUGAUGGGCAAGCCUCGCUGUGGAGUGCCUGACUCUGGGGAUUUCAUGCUAACCCCAGGAAGCCCUAAGUGGGCACACACUAACCUGACCUACAGGAUUAAAAACCAAACCCCACAGUUGUCAGAGUCAGCAGUGAAAACAGCAAUCGAGAGAGCCUUUCAGUUGUGGAGUGUGGCAUCUCCCCUGACCUUCACAGAGAUCUCAAAGGGAGAAGCAGACAUCAACAUUGCUUUUGUCGCAAGAGAGCAUGGUGACAAUUCUCCAUUUGAUGGACCCAAUGGGAUCCUCGCCCAUGCCUUUCAGCCAGGUCAGGAUAUUGGAGGAGAUGCUCAUUUUGACUCAGAAGAAACAUGGACUCAGGACUCCAGAAAUUACAACCUUUUUCUCGUGGCUGCUCAUGAAUUUGGCCAUUCCCUAGGACUCUCUCACUCCACUGAUCCUGGUGCCUUGAUGUACCCAAACUAUGCCUACAGUGAACCCAGCACCUACUCUCUGCCUCAGGAUGAUAUCAAUGGCAUUCAGACUCUCUACGGACUUUCCAACAGCCCUAUCCAACCUACUGGGUCCAGCACCCCCACUGCCUGUGACCCCCGCCUGAGAUUUGAUGCUGUCACCACCCUCCGUGGGGAGAUUUACUUCUUCAAAGACAAGUACUUCUGGAGGCGGCAUCCUCGGCUGCGAGAAAUCGACCUCAAUUUCAUCUCUCUGUUCUGGCCGUUCCUGCCCAGUGGCAUUCAGGCUGCUUAUGAAGAGUUUGACAGAGACCUGGUUUUUCUAUUUAAAGGCAGACAGUACUGGGCCAUAAGUGGCUAUGACAUCCAGCAAGGUUACCCCAGGGAUAUAUCCAACUAUGGAUUUCCAAGCAGUAUCCGAGCCAUUGAUGCAGCUGUUUCCUAUGAAGGGAAGACAUACUUCUUCAUAAACAACCAAUGCUGGAGGUAUGACAACAGAAGAGGAGCCAUGGACCCAGGUUAUCCCAGAAGCACAGCAAGUGUUUUCCCAGGAGUAAACUGUAGAGUUGAUGCAGUUUUCCUGCAGAAUUCCUUCUUCCUCUUCUUCAGUGGACCAAAAUAUUUUGCAUUUAAUCUUGUCACUCACAGAGUCACUAGACAUGCAAGAAGCAAUUUAUGGCUUAACUGUCCCCAGCGUUGAAGCAAAAUCAGAUGUCCUUGCUGCUAAUCUGUAAAUACAAAAGGGAGCCCAGCCUGCAUGUUCAUCCCGUGUAUCCUGCUCAUAUUCUCCUCAACCAUGGCUAACGCUGCAGCCAUCCUGGAAGAACAGGUGUUUGCAAUCUUCCGUUCUCAGCAGAAGCUUCUGCACAUCCCGUGCACACCCUUCAGCACAGCCUGUGCCUAGCUAGUGAAAACACAACCAAGAGACAGCAAGCCACCCGUCAGUUUAAUCCCGGCUUUUCCUCCCGAGCCUCGUGUUUUACUGCUUUCUUACCUGACUCCCAGUAUUCCUCAAUCUCUUCAAACAUAGAAUCUAGUGAUGAAUUUUGAUUAUACAUAGGAUUAUAAACAACAUAGAGAUCAUUCCUUUUCUUUAUAGAAAAUGAGUUAUUAUUUCCUUCCUUGUGAGAUCAUAUCUUGCAGAUAGAAUCAUGCCCUUCUUUUUGCCAAGAAAAAAAAAAAAAGAAAUCUUCACCCCAGCUGUUUAUCUGAAACUGGAGUCUUUGCAGAUAGAAUUAAUGGUACGUAAGAGACAAGCCGGCUUUAUCGAGGAUUAGGAUGAGCCCUAAGUCCGUAAGUGUCCUCAUAGAAAAUGGAGGGGUGCACAUAUAACUCAGAGAUAAAGCAUUUGCCUACCAUGUUUGAUUCUGAGGGAUUUGGGGGAGAAUAACCCGAGGUAGAGGCACUCAUCGGAAGAGACCGAGCAAAGAGAUGCAUCCGAAGGCUGUUUGCCAGCACCACCCCAGUCAGUGGCAGGCAGGAGGGACCAAGAAGGGACCAUUUUCUUCAGCAAGCAGAUCCUGGUACUGAGGCAUUUGCCAAUUUGGGGUUUCUGGAUUUUGUGAA
Messenger RNA from Alexandromys fortis (reed vole), 2332 nucleotides. RefSeq names its product matrix metallopeptidase 8 (gene Mmp8). Gene Ontology annotation, biological process: extracellular matrix organization; collagen catabolic process; proteolysis. Bases 57 to 1466 code for a protein of 469 amino acids. Gene Ontology annotation, cellular component: extracellular matrix. Gene Ontology annotation, molecular function: zinc ion binding; metalloendopeptidase activity. The record is from RefSeq and is a predicted model, not a curated record. Lineage: Eukaryota; Metazoa; Chordata; Mammalia; Rodentia; Cricetidae. The transcript has 10 exons.